Molecule: messenger RNA, 1176 nt
Organism: Mitosporidium daphniae
Lineage: Eukaryota; Fungi; Microsporidia
Exons: 2
Coding region: 1-1176 (391 amino acids)
Biological process (GO): regulation of DNA-templated transcription
Cellular component (GO): nucleus
Molecular function (GO): zinc ion binding; DNA-binding transcription factor activity, RNA polymerase II-specific; RNA polymerase II transcription regulatory region sequence-specific DNA binding
Source: RefSeq, a predicted model, not a curated record
AUGCCAAGACACACCGGCUUCCCGGAUUCCAAAAAAAAGGUUUCUUGUACGGCCGGAUUUGCAAGUGACAUCGCCACAUGUCGUAUCCCGAUCCCACAGUCAACAUCGUAUGUCCCGGUUUCUGGGUCUUCCCAGCCAAAGCGACACAAGACUCACAAAGCAUGCAUUUAUUGUAAACGAUCCCACAUGACAUGUGACAAUGGUCGACCGUGCAAACGAUGCAUUUCAAGAAAAAUUGGCCAGCUAUGUCGAGACGAAGAGGUCCCAUCGUCCUCAUUCCCCUUGCCUUUCUCUGUCAAGUUUAAGCGAAAAAACACGGACAUUUAUUCCGCGUACAUCCUUGGCGCGAAUUCUCCAGACCAUCCAGAUGCAACUAAGCUUUCCGUGGAGCUUUGCAAAAGCCAAGAUUCUUGUGCCGAAACCGACUUUUCCAUCAAGCUGCCUUCGGAGUUGGCAAAACCAUCGCUGUCUACAACAAAUCGACACCCCAAAAAUGGCAUUUUCGAGCUUGCAGGUGGCGGGCAGGAUUUUUUUUCUUACCUUCUUUUUGCCUCCGGUAUUUGCUCAUCCUCUGGAUCAACAAGGGAAAAGCUCCACAAAAUCGUUUCCGAAAGAUACAAUUGCGGGCUUUUAGCCCCAUAUGACUACCAUUCUGCGUUCAAAUUUCUGAAAGAAAAAUCGGCCACCAUUGACUUUUCAGAGCAUGCCAUCUCCACGAUCUCUUCAUUGAUUGACGAGGAUAUUUCCAUGUCGCAAACGAGAUGGGCGCAGCUGUCGUCGAUUAUGGAUUUCGUUAAUGUUGAGGUUUCUCUUUACAGAAUGCUUUUGGAGUAUGACCGGUACUUUCGAGAAAUCUCGAUCCCCACUGCAUUGUGGAGACGAUCCGGGCAAAUAUUAAAGACAAACUCUUCCUUCUUAACGCUGGUUGGCGUUGACAGGGACAAAUCUCCCCAUAGCAUUUUGGAUUUUUUCUGCGAAAAAACCUUUUUGAACUACUUGAAGCGAUAUAUUGGCAUCGCAUACGAUUUGGAGCAUAGGACAGUUCUUACAUGUGCAUUCCUAAAAAGGCCAGAUCAGAAAAAUGGGCCUUUUGUCUCGUGCUCCUUUUCCUUUACCGUCAGAAGAGAUAUCCAUGGCGUGCCUUGCUUGAUUGUUGGCCAGUUUAUCGCCACAUAG